Ornithodoros turicata is the source of this 1431-nucleotide messenger RNA. Its product is annotated as glyoxal reductase-like. The record is from RefSeq and is a predicted model, not a curated record. The transcript has 8 exons. Gene Ontology annotation, molecular function: oxidoreductase activity. Lineage: Eukaryota; Metazoa; Arthropoda; Arachnida; Ixodida; Argasidae. Bases 46 to 924 code for a protein of 292 amino acids.
UUGUUGUUGUUGUGGUUUUUGUUUCGAUAUCGUGACCUUGUUGACAUGUCGCUUUCAGCAUGCUCACGGCUUCUAUUGAAUAACGGCGUUAGCCUGCCCAUCAUAGGUCUUGGCACCUACCGCAUACAGUGCAAUGUGCUGCAGCACCUGCUGAAAACUGCAACACAGUGUGGCUAUCGUUUAAUUGACACUGCCCCCGGCUACAAAAAUGAGGAAGUCCUAAAACAAUUCCUUUCGGAAUUGCCUCAGUUUGGGCUUCAAAGGUCCGAAAUCUUCAUCAGCAGCAAACUGUCGCCAGCUGACCACGGUACAGGGAAGUGCAGAACAGCCGCGACUGAUAUUUUAAAGAGACUCAGCAUCGAAAAAUUGGACCUUCUCCUCAUCCACUGGCCUGGAGCUCGGGGUCUAAAAUUAUCAGAUCCCAAACAUGCUGAGCUUCGGAGGGAAAGCUGGUUGGAACUGGAGCAGAUGUACAAAGAAGGGAAAUUUGCUUCAAUAGGUGUUUCGAAUUACACAGUGAAGCACUUAAAGGAGCUGCUAACAUACUGUUCAGUAAAGCCGACAGUCAACCAGGUCGAAUUUCACCCUCACUUGGUGCAAGAAGAGCUUCUAAACUUUUGCAAGGACAAUGGGAUUGUCCUGCAGGCAUAUUCUUCACUUGGUGCGGCCGAUGGUGUCAGUGCUAUUUUAAAUGAGCCUGUGCUUAUCGACAUUGCAAAACAGCACAACAAAACCGUAGCACAGGUUACACUUCGGUGGGCUCUUCAGCUUGGCGUUGGUAUCAUACCAAAGUCGAGCAACGCCAAGCGCAUCAAAGAGAACGCCCAGCUUUUUGAUUUCGAGCUCUCAGCCGAACAAGUUUCAGCCAUCAGCAAACUGAACAAAGGAAAGCAUUACUGCUGGGAUCCAAGUGGCAUACCUUGAGAAAAUGUGAAACCAGCACUCGCUCAAGCUGGAACCUGUAUAAAAAAAAAAAAUAGCCCAACUCUUCUUACACACUCGGCAUACCAAUUGCCACUUUAUACUUACUUACAUGUCUAGAUACACCCCACAAUAGCGAUUCCCAAUAUGGCGUAUUAAAAUAUGUAGAAAAGUCUCUGCAUAACAAUGCCAAGUAUUCUCCCCUACAACUUGUAUCUAAGCGUUGCGUCAUCGCGACGGGCUAUACUAGACAGUGGAAAAAGACCAGCCCGCAGGAAAAGUUUUGUGCAGCAUUGCAACACUGUCACCAAAUGCCUCUCCACGACAGUGAUGCCCAAGUGCAAGAAAAAGAAGAUAAGCUAUUCGAAUGCUAGAUAUUCCAUAUGGUACACAUUUAUGUUACAUAAAAUGUUUCCCCCCCCUCCCCUUCAAGUCCCUUCCUCUCCAGUGAAACGCCGGAAAGGGGUUUCAUUUUCGAAUGUGCCUAAUAGUAAAAAAUGUUCUAUUGCA